AUGCAGGGCUUCAAGCUGAGUGAUAGCAAGAUCCUAAGGAAGAUAUUAAGCAGGAAUUCAUCAGAGACCAGGCAAGAAAUUUCUAGUUCAAAUCAAACAUCAAAAAAUUCAUCAAGACAAUUCUAUCAUCAAACCAAAAAGAUCUUUGUUGGUUCAUGGAACAUUGGAGGCAUUGCACCACCUCAGGAUUUAAACAUUGAAGAUUGGCUUGACACACAUAAUGAUUAUGCAGAUAUUUAUGUUCUAGGGUUCCAAGAAAUUGUGCCUUUAAAUACAGCAAAUGUAUUAGGUCCACAGAACAAGAAAAAUUCUAUGAAGUGGAAUUCACUUAUUGGAGCAACCCUUAACAAUAAAAAACCAAUAAAGAUAGUUGAAGAGAAAAAAGCAGAACCUCAGAAGAUAUAUCCUAUGAAGGAACAAGUUUGUGAAGAGUUUGAAAAUGUUGAUGAUUUUCAAUGCAUCAUAAGUAAGCAAAUGGUGGGAAUGUUCAUUACUAUUUGGGCAAGAUGUGACCUUUAUCAACCUAUUCGACACUUGAAUGUCUCAUCUGUUGGCUGUGGGAUUAUGGGUUGCUUGGCGAACAAGGGUUCAAUAUCAAUUAGAUUUGUGUUGCAUGAAACAAGCUUUUGCUUUAUAUGUAGCCAUUUAGCUUCUGGUGGGAAAGAAGAAGACAAGAGACAAAGAAAUGUUAAUGCAAAUGAUAUUUUGUCCCAAACAAGCUUCCCUGCAGGUCCUCAGCAAGAUAUGCCUCGAAACAUUAUUGACCAUGAUCGAGUUGUGUGGCUGGGAGACUUGAACUACAGGAUAGAUAUGCCACACUUUGCAACACAUUCAUUGAUCAAGAGAAGAGAAUGGGGAACCUUGUUGAAACAUGAUCAGCUUAAGAUGGAGCUUAAAGAGGGUCAUGUAUUCCAAGGUUGGCAUGAAGGAGCUAUAGAGUUUCCACCUACAUACAAAUACCUUCCAAAUUCAGAUGAUUACAUAGGAUGUGAUGAGAAUCACAUGAGCAGAAAGAGACGCUCCCCAGCAUGGUGUGAUAGAAUAAUAUGGUUUGGAAAGGGCAUGAAUCAAAUCCAAUAUAACAGGAGUGAGUCAAAAGUUUCUGAUCAUAGACCGGUAAGAGCAAUGUUCACAGCUGACAUCAAGGUUGCAGAAGCAAAUUGUAAAUGA
Lathyrus sativus (Indian pea) is the source of this 1170-nucleotide messenger RNA. The record is from the annotation of a GenBank genome assembly. Lineage: Eukaryota; Viridiplantae; Streptophyta; Magnoliopsida; Fabales; Fabaceae.